Euleptes europaea (tarantolino) is the source of this 655-nucleotide messenger RNA. It is a transcript of the gene NTAQ1, whose product is annotated as N-terminal glutamine amidase 1. Gene Ontology annotation, molecular function: protein-N-terminal asparagine amidohydrolase activity; protein-N-terminal glutamine amidohydrolase activity. The record is from RefSeq and is a predicted model, not a curated record. Lineage: Eukaryota; Metazoa; Chordata; Lepidosauria; Squamata; Sphaerodactylidae. The coding region runs from base 7 to 624 and encodes 205 amino acids. The transcript is spliced from 6 exons. Gene Ontology annotation, cellular component: nucleus; cytosol.
GGCCGGAUGGACCCGCCGCUUGCAGCCGCCCUGGACGCCUACCUGCCGGCCGUGCCUGCGCCGCCCGCUUGCGUUUACACCAGCUGCUACUGUGAGGAAAACGUUUGGAAGCUCUGUGAAUACAUCCGAAGCCAGAAUCAAUACCCUUUGGAAGAAUUUUAUGCUAUUUUCAUUUCUAAUGACAGAAGGAUGGUACCACUUUGGAAGCAAAAUUCAAGAUGUGGAAACCAGCCAGUGAUUUGGGAUUACCAUGUUAUUUUACUUCACGUAUCAAACGGAAACCAGAACUUUAUUUAUGAUCUCGACACGGUGCUACCUUUCCCGUGUCCUUUUGACACUUAUGUUGAAGAGGCCUUUAAAUCAGACGAUAUUCUCGAACCAGGAUUUCGAAGAAAAGUCAGAGCCGUUCGAGCGGAUUUGUACCUGAAGACUUUUGCUUCCGACCGGUCCCAUAUGAAGGACGCCAGCGGGAACUGGCUGAAGCUGCCUCCCCCGUACCCAUGCAUUGAAACUGCAGACUUCAAGAUGAACCUGGACGAUUUCAUCAGUAUGAAUCCAGAUGUAGGAUCGGGGACCGUAUUGCCGCUUUCUGAAUUUGUACAGAGGUUUGGCAAUCAGAGCUGAUUGCAGCUCAUGAUGAAGGACAGUGAAAUCA